Molecule: messenger RNA, 2410 nt
Organism: Trachymyrmex cornetzi
Lineage: Eukaryota; Metazoa; Arthropoda; Insecta; Hymenoptera; Formicidae
Product: nephrin
Exons: 12
Coding region: 434-2410 (658 amino acids)
Molecular function (GO): protein binding
Source: RefSeq, a predicted model, not a curated record
UCAGCAUCCGCGCGCUGGAGCUAGAGAUUCAGAUGAGAGGGAAUGUUCCCUCACGCCUGUGGGUGGAUCGAAAGAAAACAUCUGUCAUCAACCAUCCGUCUACAGCUUGUCGCGUUUUGCGCGAAUUUCGAGAAAUGUGCAGCUACUAAGUUGGUAACCGCUGAUCAGAUUGUCUCUUAUGACUCCAACUCGGACGAGAAGAGGAUGGCGCCGGUCGAGCUGAUGAUCAUGGCGUAAGUGUCCGCGGGUGAUCCGGUGACUGUCGAAGCGAUGACUUAACGUGGGUGACACGAAUACAGUCAGCUCGUAGACGAGUUGGCAGUAGAUCGGUUGUGCCAGGUCGGAGAGAAGGAGAGUGCGUAUCCCCGCGCGAUCGUUACGUCGUGCGUAAUCUUUUUCCGUUACAAGGAUUUGCGCGGAAUAACGAGAGAACAUGUGGAAUGUAGUGCUGUUGUUCCUCGGACUAAUGAAGGCUGUCUCGUACGUUGAUGGAAGCGGUACCACCGCAGAUGAGAAAUCAGUUCCUUUGGUGAACAUCAGCGUAGUUGAAGGAAGGCCUGCCGAAUUGCCGUGUGACAUAACUCCCCCUGGUGAAGACACGCUGCACAUGGUUUUCUGGUUUAAAGACGAAGCUGGAGUACCGCUGUAUACAAUCGAUGCGCGAGAGAAGCCAGUGACGAAGGCACACCACUCAUCGGAUUCCGGCGUUUUUGGUCCACGCGCCUUUUUCCGAACAUCUUUUCCAAGCCCGGCGGUUCUGGUGAUCGAUGAUAUAAAGCGGCACGAUGCGGCGACGUACAGGUGUAGAGUGGAUUUCCGGAAAGGCCAGACGCGCAGCUUCCGGUAUAAUUUGACCGUGAUCGUUCCACCAGAGCAGCCAACCAUUUUGGAUCGAUGGGGCCGCAUCUUGAACGGCACAGCUGGCCCUUAUGAGGAAGGCGAUACACCCUAUCUCACGUGUCGCGUCACGGGUGGUAAGCCGCAACCAAUGGUUAGAUGGCUCAUAAACGGCCGGGUGAAAGAUGAAGAAUACGAAAAUAAUGCUGGAGACGUAAUCGAGAAUAGAUUAACGCUGCAGCCCAUCAGCCGCUCUGACCUUGGCUCAAAUUUUACCUGCGAAGCGCGCAACACAGACUUGGUGGAUUCAAAAGAGGCAUCGAUUUCUCUGGAUCUCAACUUGAAACCUCUGUCUGUGAUCAUAAGAAGACCGGGUAGAAAAGGGAUCGGCAAUGAUUCUCUUCUGGCGGGGAAACGGUACGACAUGGAAUGCGAGACCACUGGUUCAAGGCCACCCGCGGUGAUAACCUGGUACAAGGGUCGGAGAAGACAGCUGAAGCACACGACGGAGGAAAGAUCCGAGAAUCGAACCGUCAGCACGGUGGAGUUCGAGCCGGGUGUGGAGGAUCAUGGGAAAUCUAUCACCUGCCGAGCAGAGAAUCCAAACGUGACCGGACUCUUCGUCGAAAAGUCCUGGAAGAUCGACGUCGUAUAUCCGCCGAUAGUAUCGUUAAACCUCGGAUCGACCUUAAGCCCAGAGGACAUUAAAGAAGGGGAUGACGUGUACUUCGAGUGCCAUAUUAGAGCCAACCCACCCUGGUCCAAGCUCGUCUGGAUACACGACAAUCAAAUCCUGGCCCAUAACACGUCGGCGAGGAUUAUCUGGUCGAAUCAGAGUCUCGUCUUGCAAAGUGUAACAAGAAGCAGUGCUGGCCGCUAUGUUUGCGCAGCAACGAAUGCUCUAAACGAGACGCGCAGCGAACCAUUGCACUUUCGAGUUAAAUUCGCACCGGUGUGUAAGGAGGACCGAAUUAUAGUGGUCGGUGCAUCACGGGGCGAGUCGCUCGACAUCGCCUGUAGGGUUGAGGCCGAUCCACCAGCGCACAAUUUCCGGUGGAAAUUCAACAACAGUGGCGAGACCCUGGAGGUAGCACCUGGUAGGUUCUCCAUGGAGAAGUCGAGCGGCGUCAGCGUGCUGAGAUAUACACCGUCCACCGAGCUGGAUUAUGGUACCCUUUCGUGCUGGGCGGACAAUCUCGUCGGUACCCAGUCGAGGCCGUGUCUUUUUCAGCUGGUAGCAGCCGGGAAACCGUUUCCUGUGCGCAACUGCACCCUGGCGAACCAGACAUAUACCAGCGUGGAGGUGAAAUGCGUGCCUGGAUACGACGGUGGACUGCCGCAAAAAUUCGUCCUGGAGGUUUAUCACGGCGAUGUCGACUACCUAGCCAAUAGCCAGCCCCUCUACAAUGUUUCCAACCCGGACGAGCCAUCCUUCGCUCUCGCUGGAUUGGAGGCCUCGGUGGAGGCUGGAGUCCACGUGGCGGUUUACGCGGUAAACGCCAAGGGUCGAAGUCAACCCGUUAUCCUCAGUGAGGUCACGUAUCGAGAUGCCGAGAAGCGUACUGGUAAGUAA